Messenger RNA from Sebastes umbrosus (honeycomb rockfish), 5437 nucleotides. RefSeq names its product elastin a (gene elna). The transcript is spliced from 53 exons. NCBI's taxonomy places the organism in Eukaryota, Metazoa, Chordata, Actinopteri, Perciformes, Sebastidae. Gene Ontology annotation, molecular function: extracellular matrix structural constituent. Bases 233 to 3958 code for a protein of 1241 amino acids. The record is from RefSeq and is a predicted model, not a curated record.
UGUUGGCAGGAGUGACCAGAAUAAAAACAGCAACACCAGACAUAGAGGGGGAAAAAAAGCAAAGUGAUCUAUUGAACCACAGUCUUUGCCCUCUCUUAAUUACGUAGAGUCUCAUAUCUUUUCCCUUUUUUUCACCUUUUUCCCCACUCUUAAAGACUCGUGGCUUGUAGUAAUUAGUUAGAAGAGAAUAAAACCAGCUGAUCGGGAGAGGGGUGGUGCAUUUUCGAGUGAGAUGGCUAACAGAAACAUGCUGUUGCUCUUCUGUGGACUCUUCCUCUUAGCACUGAUUCAGCCCUCUCUUCAAGGAGGUGUGUAUGUGCCACAAGGUGCUGGGAUUGGACCAGGAGGCACUGGACCAGGAACUGGAUACUAUCCAGGGGCUGCUGGAGGAGUCCCUGCGGGCUAUAAACCAGCUAAAGCUGCAGGAGGUUAUGGAGGUGGAGCACGUGGUCUGGGGCAAGGUGGUCUGGUACCAGGAGGUGUUGGACAUGGUGGCUUGGGCCUUGGAGGACUGGGAGCAGGAGGUGGUGGUGGAAAGCCCCCUAAACCAGGUUAUGGCAAUCUAGGAGUUGGUCUUGGAGAUGGAGGCCUGGGAGCCGGAAGCUAUGGAGGAGGUGGUUAUGGUGGAUAUGGUGCCGGCACUGGGGGCUUUUUCCCAGGAGUUGGACAGAAGGCGGCUAAAAGAGGUGCAGGAGGAGGCCCUCUGCUACCACAUGGAGGAGGAGUUCCCGGAGGUACAGGAACUGGAGCCGCAGUGCCCGCUGGAGUACCUGUUAUUCCUCAGACAGGCCUUCCAGGAGGGGGUGGUGGUGUUGGUGCUGGAAAGAAAGCUGCCAAAGUGCCAGGUGUGGGUGUGCCUGGACUUUACCAAGGUGGACUGGUGCCAGGACAAGGGUUUGGUGGACGUGGCGUGCUGCCUGGAGUGGCCACAGGAACUAACCUAAAUGCCAAGUCAAUUGGAGGGGGAGGACAAGGAGGUCAAGGACCAGGAGGCCGUGGGUAUGGUGGGCCGAUGCAGCCAGGAGUUUUCCAUGGAUACCCUCUCAAAUCACCCCAAGUGCAAGUUCUUUUUUCUCCAGCAUACAGACAGUCUUACUCGCCUUAUGGUCUGAUAACCAAUGGGCACUUCUAUGGGUACCGUGCUAAGAUUUAUGGUGGCUAUGGAGCAAAAGCUGGAGGUGGCAAACUACCUUUAGGUUACGGCUUCGGCACUGGCGCUGGACUUCCAGGAGGAGUAGGGGGCGCUGGGUCAAUUCCUGGAUAUCCUGUUGGAACCGGAGUGGGGCCCGGGGGCAUCUCACCUGCUCAGGCUAAAGCUGCCAAAUAUGGUGCUGGUGGUUUAGGAGGUUUAGGUGGCUAUGGCGGUGCUGGUGCUGGUGGUGUUGGAGGUGGCACUGGCGGACUGUAUCCAGGGCAGGUGCCAGGAGGAGUGGGGGCCGGGGGCAUCUCACCUGCUCAGGCUAAAGCUGCCAAAUAUGGUGCUGGUGGUUUAGGAGGUGUAGGUGGCUAUGGCGGUGCUGGUGCUGGUGGUGUUGGAGGUGGUGGUGUUGGCGGUGGCACUGGUGGACUGUAUCCAGGGCAGGUGCCAGGAGCAGGAUAUGGAGCUGGGUCCAAGGCUGCUAAAUAUGGAGUACCAGGGGGAGUACCAUGGGGAGUACCUGGGGGUGUACCAGGGGGAGUACCUGGAGGACUACCAUGGGGAGUACCUGGGGGUGUCCCAGGAGGAGUACCAGGGAGGCUACCGGGAGGUGCACCAGUGUUUGGUGGAUAUUCACCAGCAGCCAAGGCCGCUAAAUAUGGACUAGGACUCGGAGGCACAGGAGGACAAUUAGGGACUGGCGGACUCGGAGGCACAGGAGGACAAUUAGGGACAGGAGGACUCGGAGGCACAGGAGGACAAUUAGGAACAGGAGGACUUGGAGGAGGCGGAGGAUAUUCUGCUGCUGCCAAAGCUGCUAAAUAUGGACUAGGACAAGGAGGCACAGGAGGACAAUAUGGGACUGGCGGACUAGGAGGGACAGGAGGACAAUUAGGAACAGGAGGACUCGGAGGCACAGGAGGACAAUUAGGGACAGGAGGACUCGGAGGAGGUGGAGGAUAUUCUGCUGCUGCCAAAGCUGCUAAAUAUGGAGUAGGGGGACAUGGAGGCACAGGAGGAUUUGGAGGAACAGCCGGACUGGGAGGCACAGGAGGAUUUGGAGGAACAGCCGGACAGGGAGGCACAGGAGGAUUUGGAGGAACAGCAGGACUUGGGGGCACAGGAGGAUUUGGAGGAACAGGAGGAUACUCUGCUGCUGCCAAAGCUGCUAAAUACGGACAAGGGGGACUGGGAGGAGCAGGAGGACUGGGAGCUGGAGGACUGGGAGCCGGAGGACUGGGAGCUGGAGGACUGGGAGCUGGAGGACUGGGAGCUGGAGGACUGGGAACUGGAGGAUACUCUGCUGCUGCUAAAGCUGCUAAAUAUGGUCAAGGUGGUGCAGGGGGAGUUCCAGGUGGUGGUGUAGGUGGAGGAGGAGUUCCCGGAAGAGUCCCUUUUUUCCCAGGAUAUGGAUCUUUGGCAGCCGGUGCUAAACCUCCUAAAUAUGGAGUCCCAGGAGCAGGCUUAGGAGGAGGCGGAGUUCCAGCGGGAGCAGGACAGGUACUUCCUGGUGGUGGCGGCUAUGGUGGUUAUGGAGCUGGUGCUGGAGUAGUACCAGGACAAGGAGUUGGACAAUACUAUGCUGCCGCAAAAGCUGCUAAAUACGGAGUUCCAGGAGGAGCUGGAGCAGGGUUAGGAACAGGAGGACUGGGAGGAACAGGAGUACAGGGAGGAGCAGGAGGAGUUCCUGGUUUGGUACCAGGACAAGGAGCUGGACAAUACUAUGCUGCCGCAAAAGCUGCUAAAUACGGAGUUCCAGGAGGAGCUGGAGCAGGGUUAGGAACAGGAGGACUGGGAGGGACAGGAGCUCAGGGAGGAGCAGGAUUAGUUCCUGGUUUUGUACCAGGACAAGGAGCUGGACAAUACUAUGCUGCCGCAAAAGCUGCUAAAUACGGAGCUGGAGCAGGGUUAGGAACAGGAGGAACUGGAGGAGUUGGACCCGGGGUUGGAGCUGAAGGAUAUCCAGGCGGUGUGAAACCACCAAAAGGAGGCGUCACCGGAGUAGGACUUGACGUGCCAGGAGCGACUCCAGGUACAGCUGUCGGUGGAGGCCCAGAUGGUUCUGCUGUUUUGGUACCAGCAACGGAUCUAGGUCCUGUUGGAACUGCUAGACCAGAGCCCACGCCUAUUGCCGCAACUGGCAAUACCCCAGAGGUCCCACGGCCCAGCGUUGCUGGUGGAAUUCUUCAGCCUAGUGCUGGCACAAGUGUUGGUGGAGCAGGAGUUGCACCCUCUGGUGCUGGAACCGGUUUCCAACAACCUGCUGGAGGUGUUGGUGUUGGCACAGGUGGCAAAGCACCUAAACCAUUCUUCCCAGGUACAGGAGUAGGUGUUGGUCCAGCCGCUGGUGGAUACCCCUAUGGUGGAUACCCCUAUGGUGGAACCUAUGGAGCUGUGGGAGGAGCAGGAGGCGGAGCAGGAAUCCCACUGGCAGCAGGAGGCGGAUACAGGCCAUAUCAACAUGGUUAUGGUUAUGGUCAUGGUGGGUUGACGUAUCCCUCUGGAGUCGGACUGGGAGCUGCUGGUGCUGGUGCUGGAGCUAAACCACCUAAACCAGGCUAUGGCAAUCUUGGAGGUGGCGGUGGGUAUCAGCAAGGUGUGGCUCCUGUGGCUCCUGGUUACGGUGGAGGAGGUUACCCUCAACAGUACUACCCAGGUGGAUACGUACCGGCCCCACUGACUCCUCAACAAGCCAAAGCAGCGAAGUACGGUCCAUUGCAGGGCUUCCUUGGUGGUGCAGGAGGAGGAGGAGGAGGAGGAGGAGUCUACAGAGGUGGAGUCGCAGGAUGCCAGGGCAAAUACUGUGGGAGGAGGAAGUAGAGGAUCUCUUGUGUAACCUCAAGAAACCAUGGUGCUACUGCAUGAUCUAGAAUGUACAUUUUAUAUGCAAACAAACCCCAUUAGAAAACAUGUAAAGUUGUUGUUUUUUUUUACUUGACUUCAACGUCUAUUUUUAAUACAAACCCACCGACCCAGAAUUUUGUACACGCUCUGAUGUGACGUACGUUAUUGAUUGUGCCUUUAUCGAUAAUGUGGUCAAGUUAAUCAGCUUUAACUCCCCCGCCCUACUGCACCAGCCUACUUUAAAUAUAAAGAGUGUGUGUCACUAUGUGUUGUUCUUGUGCGUGAAUGUGUGUGUGUGUAUGGUUGUACUGUUGUGCGAAAGACUGACUGAACCACCGGCUGCCAAUGUGACCUAUGAAUGAUCUCCCUUUCGUUUUUAAUCCUAAAGCAAGGUGAACUGUCCUCAGUGUCUCACCUCGCUGUGCAGAGCUUGUCAUCUCUCUGACAUGUCAGAGGAGUUGGGGUUGGUCGAGACUCAUCCAGAAACUGAAAUCUGGCCAAUCUCAGUGUCGUCUUCAGCUCCCCGUCUCCUCUGCUGCUAUUUUUAGGCCUGCUGGGUAUAAAGCAGCGGGAAUUGGGGCUCUGGCCAACCCAUCUGCUCUCAGUAACUUCGCUGAUUCUAGUUGCUAUGCAGUUCAGUUUUCUCAGCAUUUUUAAUGUUGCCAAACUUGUGAUGUAUGAAGAGCAGUUUGUGCUCUGAAGAACGACAUGCUGAAGACAAUCAAAGUCAUUACAGGAUGUUUAAAAACCACGCCAAAGCAGUGCUGCCUUUUACUUCUAAGUAGAUUAGAAUGUAACUCAGAUAUAGCAUGUACAUUAUGUAUGUGUGAAUGUUUUAAUUAUGUGUCUGGAAUAGUCUGCUUCAAAUGUUUAGUCUCAUUCAUUUAUGUAACUUAUCAUUACAUGAUUAUUCAAGAUUUUUUUUGCACCAUGCUUUGACUCAUAGCUUUAUUGUUAUCAGGAAUGUGUGAACAUAAAAUGAGAACAAUCCUUUGCUUUUGCAUUUAAUCACUGUUUAGAAUUGUAAUAAACGUUUGUUUAAUGGGAGAGCUCGAAGUGUUAAUGUGAGGCAGAAGCUCCCGUUGUUCUUCAUUUUACUUGAGCUGCUUUUAAAAAAAAAAAAGGCUUACUGACAAAAUGUUCAUCAGCGCUGUUGCCAAGUGACCCCAUCUCUCUCUCUGUAAUUGUGUACUGUAUUAUUUUGUACUAAUUUGAUAUUCGCUGGCUUCGGUUCCUUCACUCGGUGCUGUGUAAGAAACGUUUUUGAGCCUCGCCGGGUCAGACCUUGUCUUAUGUGCCGUGGGAUACUCUUCAUCUUUAUUUAAAACUGUUUUUUAUAAGGAGGAACAGUGUGGUUUUGCACUUUUUAUAUUUCCACGACACACAUGUGACUUGUUCCUGGAAUCCAGCGUUCAUUUGCUUCAUUAGAUAACAAAAUAAAAUGUGUUAAAAGAU